AUGCCCUGCCAGAUGAGUCGUUGUGGGACAGGUCGAUGUGAUUGGGACAAGACGGUUCCUCAGAGAUGUGAAGGAGGAGAGCAACAUGAAACCCACCAAAGCUAUCUGAGGAAUUUUCUACGUAUGAUUUCAGAGGGCAAAAACCAAACUGAGUAUCGCCACAAUCAACCAAGAGAAAUAAUCAGAAUAUUUCUGGAGAGAACUAUGUGCCCACAAAGAAUUUAUGGGAUGCAGGAGGACUGUAAUCUGUUUGUUCUGGAGAAGGAAGCUUGCAUACUGAACUGCAACGGUGCUGGUGAAAACAGUUUACCUCAGCUAACUGCUGCCUUUCUUACCUUAGGGCUGCAAGGAGUUUGUUUGGCUGCAGCAUAUUUACCCUCUCCAGAAUUCCUUAUGAAAUAUAUUUUCAUGCCUCUCAAAAAUGAACUCCAUGUGACAGCAAUAAAUCAACUCCUGAGCAUGCUCCCGGCGGGAAAGAGUCGCAGCACCAAUAUCCAAGUUCAGCAUGGCAAAGCAAGGAGAGAUGCUGAGUAUCAGAACAUUCCAAUUACAACAAGGCCAAAGAAGGGAAAUGCCGCUGAUAGAUACCAGGAAGACACUGCUGACCGGCAGCAGGUUCUUGGUUUGCACAUACAUGAUGCUCAAGACUCUGUUAAAGAGGAAGAGGCUGGUAAAGCCCAUAUCUGGAAUAAUAAAUUCCAGAUAUGGAAGAUGUUGGUUGGUGGAAUUCAUGGAUUCUUUCUCACUGAAAAGGGAUUUGUUCUUCCGGUGACACCUCAUGAGCAUGAAGUUCUUCAUUUUAUGGAAGUGUUCCUGAUCAACCCUUUUCCUGCUGUUCUCAUGUUGCCCCUGAAUGUCAAGUCCCACAUGGCUGGAGAUUUUGUGGUACUGUUAAGUACAGGGCUUUUUUCAAAGACUGUCAUUUUAAUGAACUUCAUAAGUGCCCUGACAGCUUUCAUAGACCUGUAUAUCUGUCGUUCAAUAUCAGCAGAUCCUUCCAUUAAAAACUGGGUAUUUACUGUCACUGUGGGAAAAAAAUUGUAUUUUUCAUUAGUGGAAAUGAGUCUUCUUCCUGAAAUGACUCAUAUUCAGACACAGCGACCCUGGUUGAUGUUUCUUCUACAGAACCUUGAAUUGUCAUUAGGGUGGCUUUGCCUCUCACUACUGGCUAUAUAUAAAUAGAAGAUCAGAAUAUAA
This is a messenger RNA of Candoia aspera, 1197 nucleotides long. It is a transcript of the gene SLC39A12, whose product is annotated as solute carrier family 39 member 12. Gene Ontology annotation, molecular function: zinc ion transmembrane transporter activity; monoatomic cation:bicarbonate symporter activity. Gene Ontology annotation, cellular component: plasma membrane. Lineage: Eukaryota; Metazoa; Chordata; Lepidosauria; Squamata; Candoiidae. The record is from RefSeq and is a predicted model, not a curated record. Gene Ontology annotation, biological process: intracellular monoatomic cation homeostasis; zinc ion import across plasma membrane.